Messenger RNA from Protopolystoma xenopodis, 243 nucleotides. The record is from the annotation of a GenBank genome assembly. NCBI's taxonomy places the organism in Eukaryota, Metazoa, Platyhelminthes, Monogenea, Polystomatidea, Polystomatidae.
AUGGCUGAUUUGUCCACGAGGCGGUUUUCGCGUGGAGCGUGCCGCGUGCCGCGUGCCUCGUGUCAAGAUGGUGAAAGGCAUGGUCUUAUGGCAGUCGGGCCCGAGCCUCUUUGCGAUUGGUCGAGAAUGUGUGAGUUGCCUGUACCAAUUGGAGAGCAGAGCGUCGGCUCUUCUGAUUGGCCAGCCAGAGGUGAGCCGAGAGUCGUUGGCGCCGGUCAGAGCAAUUCUGCAUGCACCCCUCCG